AUGGAUAGACAAGGGUGGAUGAGUUUUGUUUUGAAAGAAAAACUUAAAGGCUUGAAAUUUAUUAUUAAGGAGUGGCACAAGGGUGUUUAUGGUGACAUGGAGGCUAGCGUGAGUAAGAGGGUGGAAGACAUUCUUGAAUUGGAUGUUAGAGGGGAGGAAGUGGGGUUGAGUGAGGAAGAGGUGGAGUUGCGAAAAUCUUUGUUCCGAGAUUUAUGGAGACUUUUAAGAGCAAAAGAUUCAAAUAUGGUUCAACGAGCUAGGUCAAAAUUGUUUAAGGAAGGAGACACUAAUUCAAAGAACUUCCAUAAGUGCGUUAAGAUAAGGAAUAGUGGGAAUUCAAUAAAGGCUUUACGGGUGGGAGAGGAGUGGGUGCAAUCUCUGACGAAUGUUAGAAGAGUUGUGGUAGAUUACUUUACAAAUCAUGUUGCGGCUCAUUCGUGGGAGCGUCUGAAACUUGAUGGGGUGUCUUUCCAAAGUUUGAGGGAGGAGGAUAAUUUGAGUUUGGUGGCUCCGCUCUCUAUGGAGGAAAUUGAAAAGGUGGUGAAGGAUAGUGAGGUGGAUAAAAAAGCUCGGGACCAGGGGAAGGUGAGAAUUAUGUUUGACCAAUUUCAUGGGAAUGAUGUGUUGCCUAAGGCGAUAUUGACUUAUUUUGUGGCGUUGAUUCCUAAAAUUAAUUCCCCAUUAGAGUUAAAAGAUUACCGGCCCAUUUCCUUGUUGGGGUGCCUUUACAAGCUUUUGGCUAAGGUUCUAGCUAGAAGGCUUGCUAAGGUGAUGAACCCUAUUAUUUCAUUGAAUCAAUCGGCGUUUCUCAAGGCUUUCUAA
Messenger RNA from Medicago truncatula (barrel medic), 822 nucleotides. RefSeq lists its product as uncharacterized. Bases 1 to 822 code for a protein of 273 amino acids. The transcript is spliced from 2 exons. The record is from RefSeq and is a predicted model, not a curated record. Lineage: Eukaryota; Viridiplantae; Streptophyta; Magnoliopsida; Fabales; Fabaceae.